UUUGGGCAGCGUUUGUUUGGACGGCUUUAUCUACGGCUUUUUGGUCCGAAAAAACGAAAUUUCAUUUUGGUUUCUCACUCUGCUUCUAGUCUUCUCUUCACAGUAACAAACAGAGUCUUAGAGAGAGAGAGAGAGAGAGAGGUCGGAGCCCAUUUUGCGUCGUCGUUUCGGAGCUUGGGGAAGUGUGAAUUUUAUAAGCUUUUGCGGGAGGGGGAGGGGGAGGAAACGACGCCGUAUUGACACCGCUGGAGUUGAAGAAGAAGAACCCUAAUUUUGUAUUGGGUUUGGAUCACACUGUGAGCUCCCAACUCCUUCUUUUAACUGACGCGGCUCCUUUCGAUGCUUUUAGCCGAUAUUAUUAUGGUAUGUUGCUAUGGGAACUCCGUGGCCAUUUUGGAGUGUGACUUAUGUUUCUGAUUUUUCUAGCGUGUAAAGGCUGCCCUUGAGUGGAAUUGUAGAGAUGCGGCAGUCUGAUACAUCUGCCGUCAUAGCUAUAUUUCACAAAAGCAAUUAGUUGGGAAAAUUUGUUGCCUGGAAAUUUAAUGCCUGGUAACGAAAUUGAAGGCAGGAUCCACAAAUUGUAUGAGCUAGACAACUAUUCCCGUCAAUCUCAAGUUGCGGAUGGUAAUUGGCCUGGCUUUGUUUACAAUCAGUGGCAGGAAAAACAAAGAGAGAUCAGUGAACCUCUAAGUUUCAGUUCGAAGAAUAACAUCCAACUAUUAGAUUCUGUGAGAGGACAUGGCAAUGGAUCUCUGAAUGUGUCAUUCGAUCAAGACUAUACACACUUGACUCAGAGACCUGGAUUGUCCAAUAUUCAACCCAGACACCAACAUCUGAAGACGAAUGACUAUAUGCUUGGACGAGACAUUUUGCAGGCGAGCCACAAUCAAGUUGAGUUUUUUGGUGAGAGCACAGGUUUUGUUCCACAUAAUUUAGCAUCACAGAGCUUAUCUAUCCAUCAAUCAGAGCAAGAAAAUGCAUCAGGUGAUAGUCCCACCCUGACAACCAAUUCAGAAAGGUCUGAAAUCACUGAAGCUUCCACCGAGAUUAACUUUGUUGGAAGGCAACAGCAAUUUGCGAGGGGCCAACAAGGCAUUCUACCACAUCAUUCAAUGCAGCAGUCAGGGUACAAUGAAAUGCAGUUGUUGCAGCAACACCUAAUGUUUAAGCAACUGCAAGAACUUCAGAGGCAGCAGCAACUACAGCAGUUUGGUGAUUCAAGGCAACAGAAUUCAGUAAAUCAGCUCUCUGCAGUCGCUAAGCAGGCUGCUGGGGUUCAGUUUUCACCUCUCAUUAAUGGAACACCUGUUAACGAAACACCCCAAAUGUUAAUGAAUUGGGUGCAGCGAGGUGCAUCUCCUACUGGACAAAAUGUAUCUAAUAGGGUUAGUUUUUCACAAGAGCAAGGUCAGACUUUGCGCUCAAUGGGUCAGGCUCCUCAGCAGUUCGAUGUAUCCUUAUAUGGUACUCCUAUUGCUAGUGGAAGGGGAAACAUGAGUCCGUAUUCCCCCCAUCUCCAGUCUAUGUCUCAAGAUUCUGUAAAUUUGUUGACCAAGCCUAGCAAUCAAGUACAGAAGCCUGCUGCGCAGGCAUCAGCUUUCAGUAACUCCUUUGUAGGUGAUCAUUGUACUACUCCAGAUCAAGUUUUCUUGCCUCAAGGAGCUUUCAUAUCCAAACAAGGCUUUCAGGGGAAAAAUAUGUUUGGACAAGCUACUGUUCCGGGUUUAAAUUGUGGAUCUACCUUGGGGAGCAUCCAGCAAGAGAAUGCCUUGCUAACAAACACAUCUCUGCAGGAACUCAAUGGAAAGCAAGAGCGAGAUAGUUGGCCUGGUAUAUCUCAAAGCAAUACAAUGCAGCAUGGCCCUUCACAGGGGCUGGUUCCUCUAGAUCCAAUGGAAGAGAAGAUUUUGUUUAAUACAGAUGAUAGCCUUUGGGAUCCUUCUUUGGUAAAUUGCAAUGAUAUUGGUGGUGGAGGGUUAGGAAGCUGGAGUGCACUUAUGCAGUCUGCUGUGGCAGAUUCUAGUAGUGAUACCGGUCUACAUGAGGAGUGGAGUGGUUUGAGUUUUCAGAAUACAGAAUUGUCUUCUGGUAAUCAGCCUUCAAACAUCUUGGACAGUGAGAAGCAACAAGGAAGUUGGGCUGAUAACAACCUGCACAGUGCCUCUUCCUUUAGUUCAAAAUCUUUUCACAUGCUUAACGAUUCCAGUGUUAGUUCGAGCUUCCCUGGAUUUCAGCAGCCAGGCAUUCAAUACAAACCAGAGCAUAGAGAAAGUCUCCACCAGGAUGAAUCUCAUGAAUCCAUUCAGAAGUCUCCCAAAAGUAAUAGUGAAUGGUUGGAUCAUAACCCUCGACAUCAGGUUCAACAGACACUCGAGCAUUUGGACAACACAUGGAUCGGUCAAAGAAAUGAGCGCUCCGAGUGUGAUGCACCGCAGCAGAGAAUAGACCCAUACGGUAUUGCUCAACCAAGCAGUAAACCAGAAGGUAAUAUUAAUGAAGCCAUGUACAAGAGGAACUCUGAUGGUGGUCUGUGGAAGAGGGAUGAUGAUACCAGGGUAACUUCAUUUUCAAGAUCAACUGGACAAUUGGAGCAACUCCAAUCUAGCUCAGAGGAUACUCUGAGAAGCAGACAAAAUUCACAUAUGUUUAACUUCCCUUCUGUGACAAAUGCACACAUAACCAAGACCUAUCAGGAAACCAGCGCACAAGUCCAAGAUAACAGUAAGCUUGAUUAUGUGAAGCGUAUGUUAUCUAGCAACAAAGAGGAGGAUGAGGGCAUAGGUGAAAAACAGCGACAAAUGAGUAAUAGCUCCCCUAUUAUUCAGAACUCUUAUGGGAGGGACGGAAAAACAUAUGACCAGCAAAGUUGCUACCAAAAGGACAACACAUAUGACUGUAAGCCAGUUGAUAUAUCUGCUACAGUAGGCAGAUCAGUUGGUCCUAGUGGUGUCCAUUUCACAGCUGGAACAAGUCAAAAUAUGCUGGAACUUCUUAACAAGGUUGACAGGUUGAAUGAGACGUCUGUUGCACAGUUUGAUCCCAGUGGAUUUAAUCCAUUAUCUGAGGUGACUGAUGCAAAACCUCCUGUAGCAUCUGUUGAUCAAAUGUACAAUCAAUCUUCUGCUUCUCAAGGUUUUACUUUGAAAUUGGCUCCCCCGUCUCAACGACAGUCCAAUUCAAACUCUCAGUUCUCCCCUCAGAGUUCGCUACAACCAGCAAGGCAAAUGGAUUCGGAUUUUGGAGAAAAGAAUCAGACCUACUUGGCUACUUCGCCAUCAUCUCAAUCUUUAUCCAGAUCACAUGAAUCAUCACCAAGGGCUCGCUGGGAUGAUAAGUUUAGUAUUGGGGGACAAUCAAGCAUCUCCCAAUCUUAUAUGCAUGGGAACUCUAUUGCAGAAAUUACAUCAAGUCCUACAUUUCGAAGGAAUCAGCUUCAAACACAAGUUUUGUUUAAUCCACAUGCAUCAGGUCCUUCUACACAGGCAACGUUACCUGCUACUGCCACUGGACAUCCACAUUCAAACCUCGCUCAAUCUCAAGAUACUCCUCAGCAAACUUUUGUCAACCCUGAUGGUCAACAAUUCCCUAUUCUGGAAUCUGUGCCAGUAUCUCAUCCUCCUUUUAUGACAGGCAUGCCUCCACAGGGUGGAGUUUCGUUCAGGCCGCAGACUUUAUGGACAAAUAAAGCAAGUCAGCAACAUCUUUCUGGAAUGGAACCUCAAAAGGUUCCCACAGUAGUUCCUUCAAAUGAUAGUAUGGAAACUACUUCAUCAACUUUGAAGGAGCUAAAUAGUCUAAAUUCCCGACAAGGUGGUGGGCAUUUACAAGGCUUCAGUUCUCCAGAAGAGCAGCAUUCGAAAGAGAGGGGGCAGAAACCAAUGUUUUCUGGAAUGCUUGAGGCUUCACAACCAGGGGUAAGGAAUGUCUCUGAUCCAGGUGGCUUGCCUUCGGGUUCAUUGUUGGCUAAUUCGAACUUACAGGAUCCUGAUAGAAUACAUAAUGGUGACAACAAUGGCUUGUCUCCCACGGCAAGAAAUCUCCAAUUCAUUGGCCAUGCUCUAAAUCCGUCGCAUGGUCUUCGUCAAAAUUACUCCCUACUGCACCAGGUGCAGGCAAUGAAGAAUAUGAUGACCGAUCCAAGUAGGAGGGAUCUGGAUGUACGACAGGCAACUGUUAUGGCAGGACAGCAGUCCGUCUAUGAUCAGAAUAAGGAUGGUGAACUGAAUUCUGCAUCACAUCUCAAGUCAUUACCACAUGGAAAUACCAUUGUUCCGAGUUUCUUGUCAGAAGCAAGAGAAGAUCCGAGCAUAAAAGCUUCACCGCAAUCUGCUCCUCAAGCUCAAGUGAUGGUUGCAUUUGGUGAAACUGAUUCUCAGAGUCAAUCUACUGGAAGUAAUGGGACACCUAUUCAUGCUGAAGCUUCUCGGGCUAAUCUAUUUAUGGCAGCCAACUGGUUUAAGCAGUAUGGGAAUUUCAGAAAUGGACAGGUGCCGCUGAUGCAGGAUGCAAGGACUGCUGCAGGGCAGUUCUCACUUUUCAAGCCUUCUCAGAGUCCAAAUAUACAUUCUUCUGUGGACCAAAUAGAUGCUUCUGAUGCUAAUCAAAGCAGCAAGGUCUGGCCAGGUACGGCUGCCAAUUUUGUGCCAAAUGAACCAUUGAUAGCUCCUUGCGGGUUGAAUUCAAAUGCCAGCAACCAAAGUAUGGAUAUCUUGAGACCAAAGAAACGAAAAAUUGCAAUUUGUGACCAACCAUGGCACAAAGUAACACAAGGUUCCAAAGAGGUUCAAGAUUUCAGUAUGGCAGAAGAAGACUGGGCAUUGGCGUCCAAUCGGUUGAUUGAGAAAGUUCCAGAUGAGUUUGGAAUGAUUGAAGAUGUACCGCCAAUCUUUCGAGCCAAGAGAAGACUUAUCUUUACAACACAGUUUAUGCAGCAUUUGCUUGGCCCCGCACCAGCAUCUUUUCUCUCAGCAGAUGCUGCUCUGCACUAUGAUAGUGUGACAUAUUUUGUGGCCAAGUCUUCCGUAGGGGAUGCAUGCAGCCUGACCUGCAGCAAGAAAAACAGUACUCUUAAGCAAAUGAACAACAGUAACAUGAUUCUGGAUCAGCCACAAGUUUCUGAGAGUGAUGAUGACCAGUUCUUUUCAAAGGUUGUGGGAAACUUGACGGAUAGAUCAAAGAAGCUGGAAAAUGAAUUAUUGAGGUUGGACAGGGCAGCAUCAAUUUUAGAUGUAAGACUGGAAUGUCAGGAGUUGGAAAGAUUUUCCGUGAUAAACCGAUUUGCGAAGUUCCAUCUCCCCCGAGCAGAUAUGUCUGGAACCUCAUCUUCAUCAGGCACAUUUACAAAUGCAUCUCGACCAUGUCCCCAACGAUAUGUCACUGGACAGCCAUUGCCAAAGAAUCUACCAGAGGGGGUACAGUGUCUCACACUGUGAUUAUCAAUUGGUCGAUCCCUUCCCCAACUGAAUGCUCGUCUUCUCGUUUGAUCUAUAUCGGCAUUCCCAUAUACCACUUACCGCACCUGUCUAUGAUCAUCUCUCUUUAUACUGACACAUGCUGGCAUUGAAGAAUCAAAAUUCAAGGAUGGAAAGCAGGAAAUCAACCCCAAGUAACUAAAGGCUGCUCGUUCAUUUUUGAACCAACACCUAUUGUUGUCAUUUUUGGAAGUACAUAUUGUUCUGUUGUAUAUUUCAUGAAGUCCCGAGGAAGAAUAGGUAGCACCUGUAGUAGUAGCAGGAGGAUGGUUGGUCUGAAUGUGUCUCUAGUCGCCCAAGUUUAAGUUAGCAUACCUAAUUUAUACAGCAAUCUACGGCAUUGUAGUUUUCUCUUUUGUGUCUUUCGACAGGUAUGUUCUACAUAGAGCUUUGCUGGUGAACUAGGGAACCUUGAACAGCAAGCAAUUAGUUAGGGGCACAUGGAAUAAUAAUAUUAUGAAAGGUAUAGUUGCUUGUAAUUUUAUUAUUAUCCGACAGAUUCUUAUUUCGGAGACUCCACCACAAACAUGGGAGCUCUUUUUAAAGAUUGCCUCUUCUGACUUUUUCCUACCA
This is a messenger RNA of Rosa chinensis, 6044 nucleotides long. RefSeq lists its product as uncharacterized. The transcript is spliced from 9 exons. The coding region runs from base 543 to 5432 and encodes 1629 amino acids. The record is from RefSeq and is a predicted model, not a curated record. NCBI's taxonomy places the organism in Eukaryota, Viridiplantae, Streptophyta, Magnoliopsida, Rosales, Rosaceae.